AUGGCCUUGCGAGGGAAAGUGUGGAAGUUGAAAACAGUAAGGAAGAUAAAACACUUCCUAUGGCAGGCGCUCGCAGGAUGCAUUCCUGUAAGACAAAAGCUAGUAUCACGACACUGCGGUAUAGACAAAAGCUGUCCCCGAUGCAACACAGAGGAAGAAACUAUCAAUCACCUCCUCUUUGAAUGUCCCCUGGCCAUUCAAACGUGGAACUUAUCAAACCUCCCAUGCGAACCGAGUGUUUUCCCGAGUGGGGGUUUAUUCCAAAAAUUUGAUCAUCUCUUGUGGCGAAUCAAAGAAAGAGGAGCUCCGGACAACAGUAUUGAGAGAUGGCCCUGGAUUAUAUGGUACAUAUGGAAGGCACGUAAUGAAAAUCUCUUUAACGACAAGGAGAUACAGCCGGAAGAUACUACCCAGUUGGCACAUACGGAAGCGGACACUUUCGCUGUGGCUCAAGUAGUAGACAUAGUUGGAGAAACUAGCACGGACCAGGGUGCAAGUCCGCAUACUAAUGAGGACGUGAGUCCCAUAAAACGAUGCCAAAUAGAUGCCUCCUGGCUCUAUAAUGGUACCAUCUUUUGGGGAGGUAUGGUAAUUGCCGAUAUUGACCGAGGUAGAACUUAUGGCUCAUGUGCCUGCACACAAGUCUUAUCCCCUCUACAUGCAGAGUUCCAUACCCUACUGUGGGCAAUGAAGGAAACAUUGGGCUAUACUUCUAUGACCUUUGAAACUGAUUGUCUGCAACUUACAAAGUUGCUUGAAGAAGAAGAUAUUUGGCCUUCGGUGGAAGCAGAACUGGAAGAGUUUAACUACCUCUCAUCUACCUUUGUUUCCUUUGCAAUUUCCUUUAUUCCACGCUCUUGUAAUGCCCGUGUUGCCCGUGCCGAUCGACUCUCAAAAGAGGGCCGUGCAGGAGGUUCUAUUCACUCUAUUGUAAACAAUGUGAUGCCAAGUUGCAAUAUCAAAAGACCGCCACCCGGGUUCAAGUUCCCUUGGCCACCUAGCCGUGCUUUUAACGAUGGGAUAACGCGUAACCGGAUGCAAGGCCAGGGUUCCUUGGUGGUAUCUGCCUCCAAUCAUGUCUCGGCUUCUCUCCAAGCUCUCUCCCCUUAUACACAAGAAGAGCGGUUGUUGGUUUUCAUCGGCCAUGGCCGGUCCGUAAAACACUUGCCGGAAGGGGGCAAGGUAGGAGAAGUGGUUUUGUUCGACCCUGCGAAACAAAAGUUAGUUGAGCUCAAGGAAAAAGCGAUUCCAGAAGAAAUAAUCUCUGCUAAAGGCUUUGGAGCUUCCAAGGGAUGGUUGUUUUUCUGUGACCCGCAAGACCGAUGCGUACUUAUGUCCGAUUUCAUGAACCCUUGGGCUUGCAAAUCGAACCCCAAGCUCUUCACUCUGCCUCCACUAACUCCUCUGCCUAGUUGCCAAACUGAUCUGGUCUGGAACGUGGCAAUGUUCUCUUGUCCUGACGAAGAAGAAGAAGACUGUGUAGUUGGCAUCAAGUCCUUGGGUGAUCAGCUGAGUUUCUGUAGGCCACAUCGUGACUUGCGCUGGACCAAUAUCUCAACUCCUUCCGACUACUUUCCAACCUCAAACCUCAUGUAUUACAAGAAAGACAAAAAGUUCUACUUGACCGGUCCUGGAGGACACCACUUGUUCAACAGAGAGUUUCAUGAGUUGAAGUUUCACAACUUUACAUAG
Microthlaspi erraticum is the source of this 1692-nucleotide messenger RNA. NCBI's taxonomy places the organism in Eukaryota, Viridiplantae, Streptophyta, Magnoliopsida, Brassicales, Brassicaceae. The record is from the annotation of a GenBank genome assembly.